AUGAAUGAGCAGAAGAAUGAAAGAAGCGUUACUUGGUUGGCGAGUGAUCAUCAUGAGAUGCUUCACCCGCUGUGCUCUUCAGUUGCUGUGUACAAACAAUGGAUUCCAAAUACAAAUUUUGAAAAUGCUGCUAACUGGGAUCAAAACCGAGUCCCAUGUGCCAAGGAUGCCAUUCUUUUUGGGAGUAGUAAGAUUGUAUCAGUUUUUGUCCAGGCAUCCCACUCUUUGACAGACAUGUACCUUCCACUGAACGGAGAAUUCAUUAUGGCCCCCAGUGCUGGAUUUGCAGCUUUCGAUGGCAAUUACAGUCCAGGAUGUGAGACAGCUUCAGAAAUCACAUUUAAAAGUACAGACAAUUAUGAAUGGUAUGAUCCUGCGAUGUGGCAUGCUGCAAUCUCUUUGGAAAACUUAGAUCUGGGCAAAUACAUUUUCCUUCUUGAUGAAGACCGGGUUCCAUGCCAGUAUGAUGAUGUCAUUUUUCAGCCCGAAACCUCCUUCCGAGUGAACAUCAACUCUGAGCAAGCGAUACAGCUUAAGAGCAUUUCAGUCAUGGGGCAGAACUUCACCAGUGACAGUGCCCUGACAGAAUACAUGCAGAGCUCUUCUGCAAAACUUCAAUUCCAUGGGCAAGGGACACUCCGGUUAUCACAUACUAGAUGUCCAUACAAAUCUGGCUGCGAAUGUGGAAACUCAGCAAGCCAUGAGAGAAUCUGUGCUGCCUUGCUCCAAAAUUCCAGGAAUGAAUGUCCAAAGGUUACGUGCAAAGACGCAAUAAAGCCUACUGGUCAUUGUUGUGAAAUAUGUGGGGUAAUCAUUACCUUAACAUACUCUGAUGAUUUUGACAUUGAAGUCUACCGAGACAGAAUAUUCCACACUUUUCUGAAUCUGCCCAGAAAUAAAGGUAUUCAGAUGGCCAUGUCCAAGAUGAAAAAAGUGCAGACUCCCUUGAGAAUUGUGCCACGUGGCUUAGACUCAAUCAUCCAGAUUGUGCUAAUUGACAAUAAAACAGGACCCUAUGCUGGCACUCAUGCUGAACAGCUGGCUAAUGACAUCCUGAAGGAUAUAGCAGACCAUGGAAAAUUCUUUGGCAUUGUGACAGCCAACCUACAAGUAGCCACUGGCAGCAACUGGAGUGCUCAAGGAACCAGCAGCCAUCUUGGCACUAUGAUUACUGGGAUUGUCAUAGGAAUCCUUCUUGUCCUGCUCUUUCUGGGAAUUACUCAUUUUCUUUAUAAAAAUGAUGCAUUAAGAUCUCUUUCCUCUCUGCAUCUUUUCUCUUUGUGGAACCGAAGAAGGGAUCAAGAAGAUUUUGGUACAACAACUGAGGAAGGGUUUGAUAAUCCCAUGUUUGACACACCAUGUAACCCAAGUGUUUUAGCCAACAGACAUUCUGUGGAGGGAACCCAAGAGGAGAUGGGGGACAGAGAUAGCAGGCUUUAUUACAUUAACCCUUUAUAUGAUGAAACAGAACUUAGUGUUUAAGUCUUACCAGUUCAUGCAUUGCUAGCAGUUUCAUAUGAAAAGACUCAGUCACUGAUUAUCCUU
Protobothrops mucrosquamatus (brown spotted pit viper) is the source of this 1545-nucleotide messenger RNA. It is a transcript of the gene AMN, whose product is annotated as amnion associated transmembrane protein. The transcript is spliced from 12 exons. The record is from RefSeq and is a predicted model, not a curated record. Gene Ontology annotation, cellular component: apical plasma membrane; endocytic vesicle. Gene Ontology annotation, biological process: receptor-mediated endocytosis; intracellular protein localization. Lineage: Eukaryota; Metazoa; Chordata; Lepidosauria; Squamata; Viperidae. The coding region runs from base 1 to 1482 and encodes 493 amino acids.